This is a messenger RNA of Cordyceps fumosorosea ARSEF 2679, 1602 nucleotides long. Its product is annotated as Fungal specific transcription factor. Gene Ontology annotation, molecular function: DNA-binding transcription factor activity, RNA polymerase II-specific; transcription cis-regulatory region binding; zinc ion binding. The record is from RefSeq and is a predicted model, not a curated record. Gene Ontology annotation, cellular component: nucleus. The coding region runs from base 1 to 1602 and encodes 533 amino acids. The transcript has a single exon. NCBI's taxonomy places the organism in Eukaryota, Fungi, Ascomycota, Sordariomycetes, Hypocreales, Cordycipitaceae. Gene Ontology annotation, biological process: regulation of DNA-templated transcription; DNA-templated transcription.
AUGGCCGCAGACAUGGGCGAUGACACUACCAUGAUGUCGGAAGAGCCAGAACUCGGAAACCCACAGCCAGAGUCUCUGAAAGAGACUAAUCCCACAGGCAACAACUGGAGCAUCGUCAUGGACCUCGAAUCCAGUCCCGGCUCUCUUCCAGGCUUUUACAUAUCCCAAGGGGAGUCGCAGCCAAGGCUUGCCAAUUGCAGCGACAUCAUCUCACGCGGUAUAAUCACACUGGAAGCAGCGCAACGCUACUUUGACGCCUACCAAACCCGACUUGACCACUUCCCAUACCGCAUCCUCGGCGACGUCGAGACGCGGACGCUCGAGUACGCCCGCUCCUCAUCACCGCUGCUCGUCGCGGCCGUGUCCACUGUCGGGGCGUUGCACCUCGCCUCGCCCGACUACCAGUCGUGCUGCGCGGCCUUCCUGUCGCAGUGCGCGUCGCAAACCUUCUCCAAGGACGUCAGCGUCGACGACAUCCGGGCGCUCUGCAUCGGCGCCUUCUGGCUCGGCGAGGUCGCGUGGACGCUCGUCGGCACGGCCGUGCGCAUGGCGACGGAGCUGCAGCUGCACAAGGCCUUCUUCCGCGCUCUCCGCGGCGACCGCAAGGCGUACCUGCACGCGCGCCUGUACUACCUCGUCUACAUCUGCGACCACCACUUCAGCAUCCCCUUCGGCCGGCCGCCGCUGACGCGCCAGUGCGAGGCGAUCCGCAGCGUGCGCCGCUUCCUGGACCUGCCGCGCGAGACCACGGCGACGGCCGAGGAGGACGCGCGCCUGGUAAGCCAUGUACUGCGGUGGACGGUGCUCUCGGACGCGGUCGACUCGUUCGGCGUCGACGUCAACCGGCCGCUCGGCGACGCGGACCUUCCCGCGCUGCGGCGGUACAACAUCGCCAUGGACACGCUGCGCGCCGAGUGGAUGGAGCGCUUCGCGCCCAACCCGCACAUCGGCAACUACCCGCGCAAGGGCGUCGCGCUGCAGUACCACUUCUCCAAGCUGUACCUGUGCUCUCACGCCUUCCGCGGCGGCGCGGCCGCCCGCACGGCGCAGCACUCCGCCGACGUCGUCGUGGAGCUCGACGAGAUCGCCAACGGCGCGGUGCGCGCGGCCACGGCGAUCCUGCGCUCCGUCAACGCCGACGAGGAGCUGCAGUCCUUCUUCGACGGCCUACCCGUCUACUUCGCCACGAUGCUCGCCUUCUCCAUCGUCUUCCUCAUCAAGGUCUCGUCGGCGCGCUUCGGCUUCGUGCAGGCGCGCACGAGCGAGAUCCGCCCGCUCAUCGCGGACACGGUCGCGGCGCUGGAAAAGGUCACGGCGCGGAUGCACAGGCGGCACCUGCUGGUGAGCAUGACCAAGGGCAUGCGCGGCCUGGUGCAGAAGAUGAAGGUCCAGGAGGGCACGGCGGCGCCAGAGCAGCAGCAGCAGCUGGCCGCGGUGACCGGCAUCCACGCGGCGGACCCGCAGCCGGCGUUGCAGGAUCCCAAGCUGAGUUUGGCGGCCGACGACAAUGAUGUUCUGGGCAUGUUUGGGGAGCCGAGCAACUUUUUCAUGGGAACGUAUGACUUUUUGGUUGACCAAGCAGAUCUGUCAGAGUUUCUGUAA